Messenger RNA from Bradysia coprophila, 1066 nucleotides. It is a transcript of the gene Coq5, whose product is annotated as ubiquinone biosynthesis protein COQ3, mitochondrial. Gene Ontology annotation, biological process: ubiquinone biosynthetic process. The record is from RefSeq and is a predicted model, not a curated record. Gene Ontology annotation, molecular function: 2-methoxy-6-polyprenyl-1,4-benzoquinol methyltransferase activity. NCBI's taxonomy places the organism in Eukaryota, Metazoa, Arthropoda, Insecta, Diptera, Sciaridae.
UGUGUGUGUGUAUAAUCUGUCAAAUUGUCUUGUUUUGGUGAAAGUGACAUUAUUAUUGUACGAUCAAGAGUGAAUUUUGUCGAAAUCAGAAAAUCGAAAUGUUAAAAAACGCUUUCAACAAAUGCAGACUCACUACACAAUACAGACGAUAUACAAUCAAAGCCCUUCAAAAGCAAUUCUACUCAUCCACAACGGUCACACAAAAUGAUAGUCAGAGGCCAGCAACGGAUGCUGAAACUCACUUCGGUUUCCAGACCGUAAAGGAAAGUGAAAAGGCUGAAAAGGUGCACAAAGUGUUUGAAGAAGUGGCCAAAUCAUAUGAUCUAAUGAAUGAUGCAAUGUCGUUCGGUGUUCAUCGACUUUGGAAAGAUAUAUUCAUUGAACGACUGGGAGCUAGCAGGGGCACCAAGCUACUGGAUAUGGCUGGUGGAACAGGAGACAUUGCCUUUCGAUACUUGAAAUAUCUCAAUAAUUCGCCGCGUCAGGACGAUGUUCAAAGUCAUGUCACAAUCAGCGAUAUUAACCAGAAUAUGUUGGACGUGGGUCGAAUACGUGCGGAGAAAUUAGGCUUUGUCAAUGGCAGUGAAACAAUCAACGAUUGUUCCGUUGAUUGGGUUUGCGCCAAUGCUGAACAAUUGCCAUUCGCAGACAACACAUUUACAGCAUACACUAUAGCGUUCGGGAUACGAAACUGCACUCAUAUAGAUAAGGUUCUGUCCGAAGCAUAUCGGGUGCUGGCUCCCGGUGGACGAUUUAUGUGCCUUGAGUUCAGUCAUCUGAAUAACGAAACUAUGCAAUGGCUCUAUGACCAGUACUCAUUUCAUGUCAUACCACCAAUGGGGCAGAUUCUAGCCGGUCAAUGGCAUCCGUAUCAAUAUUUGGUGGAAAGUAUUCGGAAGUUUCCGAAACAGGUGGAAUUUGAGGAAAUGAUUCGCGAGAGCGGUUUCAAUUGUGUCAGCUACGAAGAUUUAACGUUUGGUGUCUGUAGCAUCCAUUCGGGUUUCAAGUUAUGAAUGUGAUAGUGUCAUGUAGGUGGAAUAAAUUAUUGCAGAAAUAUUUCGCUGAA